Oikopleura dioica is the source of this 1812-nucleotide messenger RNA. The record is from the annotation of a GenBank genome assembly. NCBI's taxonomy places the organism in Eukaryota, Metazoa, Chordata, Appendicularia, Copelata, Oikopleuridae.
AUGUUGGGAUGUUUGAAAUCGGUGCGUGUUCGAAUUCUGACGGAGCAAACUCGUCAGUUGUCGAUGAAAAGAAAUCACAAAAAUGGAUACGACAUGAGCAAGAAUAAGCGAAAUAAUUAUGUGCAAACUCCUCGACUCCAGCAGCCUCAAUCAAGGCUUUAUGAACACCAGCAAUUUGAGAAUACAGACGAAGCCCGAAUCCAAGAACUCGAGCGCUACCGAAUCUCCGCCCGUCAUCUCGCCUCAAUAAUGGGCGAAGACCCAAAAACCUUCAAAUACGACCAACAAGUAGCCGCAAUGAAAUACCUCAUGCCCGGCUACGUCAUGUACGCCGAAGCUUGUCCAAAGCUCGAGCAUCCACACGAGUACAUGGGCCAGUAUCGAAAUCCAGAAACCUUGGCGGCGAAACAGAACAUGCGAGUCAACUCGGGAAGACCAGAUCAUUACUUGUAUUUUAACGAAGACAUUACUCUUAUUGACUCCCUCGAAAAAUUGAACGAAAUAUGCGAUUUUUUGAAAGAUGAAGCGGCGAGGAUCGAGAAAGAUUUUAGCACAGGGACGAUUGAUGCUUAUCCAGCGGAAUAUAAAAAGCGACUUGCCAAUCCAAAAAUCAUCGCUGAAUUCGAGUCUCCAGCCCGUUUUCUCGGUUUUGAAACGCUACCAAAAGCAUUUAUUCAAAAAUUUCACUCGAAGCUGCGUCAAAUCUCGAUGCUGCCAACUUCGUAUCUUGCUCAAGACCUUCUGGACAAGUUCUCCGUUGCGAAGAAGGAAAGAAUAACUUACACAGACGAUUUCUACGCUGUUCAAGUUCCAAAGAUAACGAUUCUCGGAGAAACAUACGAAAACAAAUGGAUUUCUUCGGCGCUCUGUUUACCAGCUGGAAGUGGGCAGGUUAAUGUGACUCUAGUCGGCGAUGGAAGCGGGCAAUUCGACAUUAAUGGAGUUCCAAUGCAUGAGUUUUUCGAUGGACAGCCCAGUUGGAUGAUGGCUGCGCUAAAACCGCUCACAAUUUUGCAAAAAUUGAAUGAUUUUGAUGCAGUUAUUUCUGUUGUUGGAACCGGUGGAGGAGAAAUGGCAAUCCGAAGACCUCGUGGUCGCGAUAUGAAAAGAUGGUCUUUUGGCGUAGAAUCCGUGUACCAUCUUCCCAAUCGUGGUGCGAUGCCUCGACACGGUUUUGAUGAAGAGCACGACGCAGCGAUCAUCAGAGGCGGUGGAAAACAAGCCCGGGCAAUUUCACAAGGAAUCGCCAUCGCAUUAGUGCCAUUUGUUUCACCUGAAGAAGCGAAGACUUUAAAACAUCUUGGAUUGCAACUCAAUGAUCAUCGACGAAAAGAGCGGGAGUGGAAGGCAGGCGCUGGAGCGGCGAAAUUAAGUGAGAUCUUUGAAUUUCAUUCUCUGAAGUUCAUUUUUAUGCAAUUCAGACUCAUGGGGCGAGUCAAGUGUAGAUUAAAAUGGGUCAAGAAAUAUCUAAAGAGGACUGGUCGAUUACAAACGCUAGAUGUUUUGAACAAAGAUCUCAAAGAAAGGCAUAAGAAAGGCGAAGGAGAGUCUUCGAAACCCAGCUUCAAGAUUCCAAAGAACCCAGAUAGAAAGAUAAAAGAAGAUCGUCAGGAGAAGAAGGAUAGAAGUGACCGACAUUUAAUCAAAAAUGAACAAAAAGAUGAUUGCAAGUCCGUGAAACUCAGUUUUACGAUACAGAAAGCUCCAGAAAGAAAGAAAAUCGAAAUUGAGCCACCUAAACCAAAGAAAAAAGCGCAAGCAGCCGAAGAGAAGGAAUCCAAAACUGUCACAAUUCCUAGGCCUCGGACGUAA